AAUUUCUCUGGUUGGCGCGAGUCUACCCAGUCCGGUUGCUGAACUCGAUGCCGACGCGCGCGAACCGUGUUCCAAUUUUUAAAUCGCGCGUCAAUUAACCUAUGACACUGAAAAAGUUUCUAACAUAAACAUAAAGUUAUCUGUGGUGCAAAAUGAAAGUGUUCAUUGGAUUAUUUUUAUUAUCAAGCCUAUCAUCGACAUUAGCAAGGACCCCAGCUCUAAUCCUGACACCGCUCAUCAAGAAAAACUUAGUGGAACAAGCAAGAAACUUAUCCGUCGUAGAUCCCAAAUUAUUCUUGAACAGGACCAGUUACUCUGGGUUCUUCACGGUUGAUGAAAAGCUGAACUCGAAUUUAUUCUUCUGGUAUUUCCCGGUACCAAACUAUACGGAAGAAACGCCAUGGAUAUUAUGGUUGCAAGGAGGUCCUGGUUCCACGAGCCUGGCUGGUCUCUUCGACGAGAUCGGACCUUUCGAAUAUACGAACAACGAGUUGAAAUUGCGGAGUUCGACCUGGGCCAAAGACCAUUCGCUGCUGUUUAUCGACAACCCUAUAGGCGCCGGCUUCAGUUUUACCAACAGCCCUAAAGGCUUCAUACAAGAUAUGACCACGUGUUCGUCGCACCUAUACAAGGCUUUACACCAGUUUCGGCUGGUGUUCCCCGAGGUGGCCAAAGCGCCGUUGUACAUAGCCGGAGAAUCUUACGCCGGCCGAUAUCUACCAGCUCUCGGCAUCAAGAUUCUAGAACAGGACCACAGUAUCGGACUGCUGGAUGUUAAUUUACAGGGCAUCAUACUGGGCAACCCAGUGCUGAGUCGGGACAGCAUAGCAGACUACAGCUCGGUGUACUACCAGUGGGGCCUGAUCGACAGCCAGGGCCUGCUGGCAGUCAAGCCGCUGCAGGAGGCAUAUGACAAAGCUAUUACUAGAGAAGACUCCGAUUCCGCGUCUUUGCUUCGAGAAGAACUUCUAAACCGCCUUAAUGACAUAGCAAGGCAGCAGCAGACUUUUAACAUCUUAGUGGACGACCUAUCCCACCUGGAUGACUUCGUCAGCUACAUUCGAAGACCCGAAGUGACCGAAGCCCUGCACGUCGGCAGCAUAGAGUUCGCCUUCCAUAACGCAACAGCUCAUAAUAUGCUCACUCCUGACUUCUUGAGCGAAGUCCGCUCGAAGGUGGAAAUGCUGCUCAAUCAUUAUAGGAUACUUAUUUAUUGUGGGCAGAUGGACCUGACAGCUCCAUGCGUGCCCAACGCUAGAGCUCGCAGGAAGCACUGGCACUGGAACAAACGGGAAGAAUUCUUGAAUGCAUCGCGGACUCCUUGGUGGUUUGACAAUAAAGUCGCUGGCUACGUGAAAAGCGGAGGCAGCUUAACAGAAGUCCUAGUCAGAGGUGCAGGACAUCUAGUCCCUCUAGACAAGCCAGCAGAAACGACGGAACUAAUCAGUCGCUUCAUUAAGGGCCUCGCCAUGCCUUUACCUCCGGAUUACCACAUUAUGGCCCAAGAUACCGCGAAAUACAUUGAUGAUGAGCUAGAAGGUGUUUCCAAGACUAUACUAGAAGUUCCUAUUGUGUCCCCAUCAGGGUCUCAAACUGUGAUGGUAGUGAGCAUAGUAUUAAACGUGCUGUUGAUCUUAGCUUUAGUUUGUGGUGUAGUGUAUGGGUUACGAUGGAAGAGACGGACUGAUGCGUACUUGUACAACACGGUUGACGAAACCAGUAUUACUUCCACUAUGUUUUAAGGAGUCAGGAUUCUA
This is a messenger RNA of Helicoverpa armigera (cotton bollworm), 1757 nucleotides long. RefSeq names its product venom serine carboxypeptidase. Gene Ontology annotation, biological process: proteolysis. Gene Ontology annotation, molecular function: serine-type carboxypeptidase activity. Lineage: Eukaryota; Metazoa; Arthropoda; Insecta; Lepidoptera; Noctuidae. The transcript has 8 exons. Bases 153 to 1742 code for a protein of 529 amino acids. The record is from RefSeq and is a predicted model, not a curated record.